Messenger RNA from Amphibalanus amphitrite, 2934 nucleotides. Its product is annotated as RING finger protein 10-like. The record is from RefSeq and is a predicted model, not a curated record. Bases 326 to 2572 code for a protein of 748 amino acids. NCBI's taxonomy places the organism in Eukaryota, Metazoa, Arthropoda, Thecostraca, Balanomorpha, Balanidae. The transcript is spliced from 7 exons. Gene Ontology annotation, biological process: positive regulation of transcription by RNA polymerase II. Gene Ontology annotation, molecular function: transcription cis-regulatory region binding; metal ion binding.
AAUAUGAAGCGGCAGCCAUUAAUUUCGGCUGGGUGCUGAGUGAAGACAUUCGGGGAAAAUUGUAUUUUUUUGGCGUGGCAUCGCCACGCAAGCCUUGGUUACUACAUCCCAAAGUAAAUUACUCUUGGGUGGAUAACUCCCCCAAGAGUUGUACUUGUAUUCGCCCGUCAAGCACUGAUAUUAGUCAGUCAUCGUUCGAAGAGCAUUGCUCAUCCUUUUUUAUACCGAUCGUCGCAAAUAUGGCUUGCUAAAAUGAAGCUAACUCAGAGAGGAAACGACGCGCCUGCAUGCGUGUGCAACGCUUCAUUCUAUCUUCUGUUCAUUGAUGCCAAUAGAAGACUCAAACAUGGAGAAAAAGAAUGUCAGCAAAGCAUCUGUGCUGACAAAAUGUAAUCCUGAUCCGAAAUCUAAGCAGAGUCUGGAAUACAAUGGCAAUGGUCGAGGCGGCGGCUGUCGAGGCGGUCGGCGUCCGGCGGGUUUCGGAGGAGGAGCGGCGGGCGGCGCGGCGGUCGGACGGAGGCCGCAGCCGCAGCGCUCCCGACAGGUGGCCGACAAGCGGCCGCGGGAGCGCGCCCAGCCCGCUGCGGGCGCUGAAUACGGUCAUCGAGAACAGGUAGCUGACGCCCGGGAGUCCAAUUCUGCGAUCAACCGAGGCAGCAAGAAAGGCUUCCAGGACGUCAGCUACUUGGUCAACUUCCGUUGUGAGUCUGCGCGCGACGCGCACGCGGAGCGGUACUCCGGCUCCCAGUGGCACCAGCAGCGCUACGGGGGCUACCAGCACCACGAGCCGCGCCCGCAAUGGGCCGCCAGCCGCGUGUUCCGACCCAAACACGUCAAGGAACAGUACCUGCAGGCCAGGUGUCAGCUGGUGGUGCGCGACGACGGCGACUACGCGGCCUGUUUGGGUGACGCUGACCGGCUGGUCGACUGGACAAUCGUCGAGCAGGUCUGGCUGCAGGAGGACGAGCCGACCACGUGUCCGAUCUGUCUGUACCCGCCGGUGGCGGCGCGCGUCACCCGCUGCGGCCACACCUACUGCUGUGCCUGCCUCCUGCACUACCUGGCGCUCAGCGACCAGGCCGCCCGCAAGUGUCCCAUCUGCGAGGAGACGGUGCACCCGGACCAGGUGCGCCGGUGCCGGCUGGUGCCGCGCCCGCCGGCCCGGCUCGGAGACACGGUGGCGUUCCGGCUGAUGCGUCGCCAGCCCGGCUCGCUGCUCGGCCAGCCGGUACAGGACGGAGAGCCCUGGGAGGAGCUGGUCACGCUCGGAGACGACGAGGAGCGACAGAGACUGGCCAGAAUCAUACUGGCCACGCCCAAACAGGUGGCGUCUGAGAUCCUGGCGCCGGAGCGGGCGGCGCUGGAGCUGCAGCUGGCGGAGCUGGCCGACGAGCCGGAGGCGUGCUUCGUGCAGCAGGCUCUCACUCAGCUGGAGGAGCAGGAGGCGGCCGUGGCUGAGCGCGCGCUGGCCGCGCUGGCCAAGCCGCAGCGGCCCGACCCGGCCACGGCGGCCGAGCAGGCCACGCCGCUGCCGACGGCCGCCGCCGACAGCGCCAUCGUCUACCGCUCGGCCUUCGACGAGCAGACGGUGGAGCAGGCGGCCGAGGAGGCGGCGGCCGAGCUGGCCACCGGCGCCCGGCAGCGCUCCCUCAGCGAGACCUCCUGCACCGAGAUCACCGCCGCCGACCUGGAGGUGCCGGCGGCCGCGCCCGGGCCGGCGGCCGCGCCGCGACGCGACGACCACGAGCAGCCGCUCUACUACUACCAGGCGGAGGGCGGCGAGCACGUGUACCUGCACGCGCUCAACUGCCGCAUGCUGCUGCAGGAGCACGGCGCCUGGGAGCGCUGCCCGCGCCGCCUGGCCGCCCAGCUGAUCGACGUGGACGCGGUGACGAUGACAGCGCCGCUGCGCCAGCGCCUCCGCUCCCUGCGCCACCUGCCGCUGGCCACUCCCCUGCAGGUGGUCGAGGUGCGACUCCGACCGCCGGACGUCUCCACAGAAACGGUGGCGCUCUUCAAAGAUCAGAUCAAAAAGCGUGAGCAGCGUCGGAAGGACAAGCAGCGCCGUGAGCGGCAGCACGAGCGGCGCCUCCGCCAGCAGGGGAGUCGCCGCGCGCCUCCCAUCGAGGCUGUGUACGACGCGGCGUUCCCGUCUACCGCUGCCGAGCUGCCGCCGCGGCCGCCCACCCCGCCGCUGCUCCAGUCGGCCGUCACCCCGCUACAGUCGCCGACCGAGGCCGCCCAGCUGGGCUCGUCUCCGUCCUUCGCGCAGCUGCUGCGGGCGGCCGGUGCCGGCGGCGGGCCGGCGGUGGCCUGGCCGAGCGCGGUCCGCCCGCCGCCGGCCCCCGCUCCGGCUCCGGCCGCGGCCCGGGAGGAUGAGCCGAAUGCUGUGCCGAGCUACAGCGACAGCUGGUCGGCUGACCUGGCCGCCGCCCUGGAGCGGGCCACGCAGGACCGCGCCGCCGCCAACGCCGGCUCCGACGCCGCCGGCGCCGAGGGCCGCUCGACCAAGGGCAAGAAGGGUAAGAAGGGCCGAGGCACGGUGCUGCUCUCUGGAGGCCUAACCUUCUGAAGGAGCUCGGAUGCCUCCCUGGGUCUCACCACCGACCGGGCGAAGAGAUAUACCCAGCCGCUGACCGUCUAACGGCCCAGUCUCUGUUCUGUUAAACUCACCCAGCCGGUUGCAGGAGCCACUCGCUGCCCGUUAUCCCGGCUAGUUUGGUUGCUGCGACUGGCUGUGGCCGCUGUCUGGUUUAGUCACGCUGUCUGGCAGUGCCCGGCCCGCCCGAUGUCUGGUUUGGUUUGCUAACAGUGACAGGCCGGUGUCUGGUUUGGUUUCGCCGGCCCGCCCCAGCUGACGCCGAGCAGGUGCCGUGUGUGAGGGGCGCGGCCGGCGGCUGGUCAAUAAUACACGGUACCCAGCAGUCUUACCGG